UCUUUGAACAGUUGUGAACAUACAACAGCUGAUAUUUUGAGUUUUGACUUUUAAAAAUAAUAAUGCAAUAGGUACUAUGUUUAUGUAUCCAUUUUUGUUGAUGAAUAUUCAUUGUUGGUUGCAACAGCGUGCAUUUUGCAGAUGCGGUCUAUCCUCUGGGCAAACCCAAUAAAAGGUUAAAAUUGUAAAUAAUUGUGCAAGUUUGUGGUGUACAAAACUACGAACGAGAAUAAUCAUGUCUAUUCAGUGGACUUUUAUAGCCGGCUAUGUUUAUUUCGAAGUUGCUGUUAUUAUUUUAAUGAUAUUACCUUUAUUUAGCCCCAGAAAAUGGCAUGCCUUCUUUCGCUCACGCCUCUGUUCUGUUUUUAAAGAAAAAGCCAUUUAUUUUUAUGUACUUCUCGGAGUUUUGGGAUUAUUUCUCAUAGAUGCUAUUAAAGAGAUGCGGAAAUAUUCAAGCCACGAGAGUGCACACUUGGCAAGUGAAAUGAAAAAUCAUGUAAAACUUUUCCGUGCUCAAAGAAACUUUUAUCUUACUGGCUUUGCAAUAUUUCUUUCAUUUGUUAUUCGACGACUGAUUUCUAUGCUCAUUAUACAACAUGAAUUGGAAUUAAAAGCAGAUGAGAUAAUUAAAAAGGCUGAAGAUACUGUAAAGAUGGCUAAAACAACAGUUUUAGCAAACACAUUUCAGAACUCUGAAGAUAUUGAGAUCAGGAACAAGUUAGACCUUGCUGAAAAAUUGGUACAAGAACAGAAGCUAAGAAUUAAUGAACUAGAGCAGGAAGCUUCUAUGUGGCGGGUAAAAUAUGAAGAAGUUAAGUGUAAUUUGAAUGCUAAGGGUGAUGAUUAACAUAACAACAGUCAUUUCAUUUAAUAUAGUUAAAUAUGUAUAAACAUUAUUUGAUCUUUGGUUUGAUUCUUGGUAAUAUCAUACAAAUUGACACUUCUAGUCAUCCUGAAUUAUUUUAUGGUAACUAACUAAAAUUUUGUGUAGUUUGUAUGUAUAUAUAUUGUACUUAAUUUAUAGAACAAACAAUGUAUAUUAAACAAUCAUAUUUAUAUCUUUAUCCUUUUUUAAAUUUUAUUAAAAUUUUAUAUAUUAA
Leptidea sinapis is the source of this 1100-nucleotide messenger RNA. Its product is annotated as B-cell receptor-associated protein 31-like. NCBI's taxonomy places the organism in Eukaryota, Metazoa, Arthropoda, Insecta, Lepidoptera, Pieridae. Gene Ontology annotation, biological process: endoplasmic reticulum to Golgi vesicle-mediated transport; intracellular protein transport. Gene Ontology annotation, cellular component: endoplasmic reticulum; endoplasmic reticulum membrane. The transcript has a single exon. The record is from RefSeq and is a predicted model, not a curated record. The coding region runs from base 236 to 847 and encodes 203 amino acids.